AUGCCGUUCCCCGUGGCGCUCUCCGCCUUGACCCUGGCCUGCGUGGCCACGGGCCUCAAGCAGAGGCACGGCGCGGCAAAAUCUCCUCCGGAAGGCGAAGACCCGGAUCGGCAAUGCAAGCCAAGCCCCCCGCCGCCCACCUUCACCGUCCUGACGGCCCUGUGGCCGGCCACCCUGAUUCUGCUUUUGACUUGCGCCCUGGGCUACGGGGCUUUGAAAUGGGGUCGCUCGGGCCCCCCCGCGUUUGAUUGUGCCCCGGCUGACAUGGCCGAAAGGAUCACUCUUUUCGAAAAGAUGGUGCGCGCACACGCGGUGGACUCGACCGACCAGCUGGUGCCGGCGAUCUUCGACCAGGGCCUGUUCCUGAGGUUCGGCUUCGACGAGCUGGAGGCCAACCGCAGCUUCGAGGAGGCGGUGGGGCGGGAUCCCGACUGCGCGAUGUGCUGGUGGGGCCUGGCGUACGCCAAUGCGCCGAAUCAGAACAAGGUGCCGGGCGUCCCGGGCGGGCCCUUCCCGGUGUUCUCGGAGGCGGACUCGGCCCAGGCGGCGGGAUGGACAUCGCGCGGGCUGGAAAUCGCCGAGAGGAAGCUCAAGGCGGAUCCCAAAUCGGAGGGACUGGGUCGCGAGGCGGCGUACCUGCGGGCCAUGGGGUCCAGGUUCCCGCCGUCCGGGCGGUGGUCGGGGCACGCCCAGCUUGCCGGGGAGGUCAGAUUCGCGCAGAUGAUGCUCGCGCUGGGGACGAGGGGGACCGGCGACGCGGACGCGCUGGCCAUGGCGGCGGAGGCGCUGAUGAAUCUGAGCCCAUGGGAGUACCACCUGGGGGUGGGAGAAAAGCAGCCGGACGUCAGCUGGAAGGGGAUCUGGGGUGAUCUGGUGCGCAACGCGCAAGGCGGGCUGGAGGACGAUCCGGGGGCCUUCGACGUGGAUUUGUCCGCGGCCCUGCCAGACUUGACUUCGGUGCGCGGGCGCGAGGUGACCGCCACGGCGAUGAAGCGAUCGGCCAGGCUGGCCGAGCGGCUGCUGCUGAGGGUGCUGGAGAUGGACCCCGACCACGUGCUGGCGCUGCACCUCCACAUCCACAUCACGGAGGCGUCGACGCCGGGCAGGGGAGCCGGGGGAGCGGAGAUGGGAGAGGCGUCGGCGGACAAGCUGCGCGGGAUCAUGCCCAGGCUCGGGCACCUGACCCACAUGCCGUCGCAUAAUUUUUUGAGGAUGGGCCGCUACGGGGACGGCGUCGACGCCAACCAGGAGGCCUGGGAGAUGGACCUCCGCCACUCCUCCAAGUGCGUGUCGCCCUACCUGCCCGAGCACAACAACAACAUGCUCAUUUACUGCGCGAGCAUGGCCGGGAUGCUGGGCGCGGCCCAGCGCCAGGGCCAGGCCGCCCGGGACGCGCUCGGCAAGCUGUACCCGCCCUACGUCGUCGAUGGCAUGGACUGGGCACCCCUGGUCACGGUGUGGCUGCGCUUCGCGCAAUGGGACAGGCUGCAGGCGAUGGAGGAGCCCCCUUUGGACGCCAGGGGCUGGAUUUCCCAGGGGGGGUACAAGUUUUCUGUGGCGCUGUGGCGCUUUGCACAUUUCUUGCUGCGGGCGGCGGACCUGGAGAUGCCGAAGAUCGAGGGCGGGAGCCGGGCAGCGCGGAAGCUGGCAGCGAAACUGUCCGAUGAGAAGGUGGCUGCAGAGCGAGCGUUCCUGGAUCUGAAGGCAGUUGUGGAGGAGAUUCCGGAGGAUGUGAAGACAAUGCCCGGGCAGGGGGUUGGGAUCUACACACAGGCUUAUGGGGCGCUUGCGAGAAUCAUGUACUUGCAAGCCUCAGCAAAGUGGGAGCUGUUGAGAGGCAAUCCGGACGUGGCCGUAUCAUCGAUGGCCGAAGCAGUGAAUGUAUCAGACGCACUUGGGUACAUGGAGCCACCGAGGGAACACCAGCCCAGCCGGCAGUGCUUAGGUUGGGUGUUGCUUCAAGCUGGGCGCCCCGAUGAAGCUGAGGCUGUGUACAGAAGGGACCUUUGGGAGUUUCCCGAAAAUGCAUGGUCCCUGUUGGGGCUGGCACAGAGCCUUGAGGCCCAGGGACCGGAUCGCAAGGAAGAGGCGGACGCCGCUCUGGAUCGGCACAGGGCCGCUUGGCGAGGGGGGCAGGAUGGCGUGCGACUGACUUCCAGCUGCCCAAUGCUGUCCUCAAGGGCAUCAUGA
This is a messenger RNA of Ostreobium quekettii, 2190 nucleotides long. The record is from the annotation of a GenBank genome assembly. NCBI's taxonomy places the organism in Eukaryota, Viridiplantae, Chlorophyta, Ulvophyceae, Bryopsidales, Ostreobiaceae.